GUUUUUGUGUCGCCGACUCGCCGUGUCACUUGUCAAUUGAGUUCAAAACGUAUUUGGACUGUUUGUCAUCACAUCAGAGUUCCACACUCACGACCAGUGUUCACUUCGACGGUGACGACGCCAUUUCCGCUGCCAUUGCCGUGCUUUCACAGUGACGACGUCUCUGCCGUUGCCGUUCACCCCCAUAACCAGUUCACCGCCGCCGACGCUGUUACUCGCCGAUCACCGGAUUCUUCAGUCACCCUCACCACUUAUUUCACAAAAGAGUCUCAAAGCUCAUUGCCAUAGAGUUUCAUCACUUUGAAAAACCAGCUUCAGAAGAAAAAUGGCUUCAGAGAAGGCUGUGAUUCCUGAGCCAGCAAAUUGCUGCAGCAAAUGCGAGGAGUUGAAGAAGAAGUGUGAGCAGGUUGUAGUGGGUCGGAAUGCUCUUCGCCAAGCUGUCAAGAUCCUUGAAAAAGGAAUUGAAAAUCUGGAAUCUGAGAAUAAGAAGCUCAAAAAAGAUAUUCAAGAAGAACAAGCACAGAGAAAAGUUGCGAUAGAGGGAAAGCUGGAAAUAUCCAAUACUUUUGCUGCUUUAGAGAAUGAAGUUUCUGCCUUAAUAUCUGAGAAUAAGAAGCUCAAACAAGAUAUUCUAGAAGAACAAGCACAGGGAAAAAUUUGUGAUCAGUUGAAGAAGUGUGAGAAGGUGGUAGAGGGGCGGAAUGCUCUUCGCCAAGCUGUCAAGAUCCUUGAAAAGAGAAUUGAAAAUCUGGAAUCUGAGAAUAAGAAGCUCAAAAAAGAUAUUCAAGAAGAGCAAGCACAGAGAAAAAUUGAGAUAGAGGGAAAGCUGGAAAAAUCCAAUGCUUUUGCUGCUUUAGAGAAUGAAGUUUCUGCCUUAAAAUCUGAGAAUAAGAAGCUAAAAAAAGAUAUUCUCGAGGAACAAGCACAGAGAAAAGUUGCGAUGGAGGGAAAGCUGGAAAUAUCCAAUGCUUUUGCUGCUUUAGAGAAUGAAGUUUCUGCCUUAAAAUCUGAGAAUAAGAAGCUCAAACAAGAUAUUCUAGAAGAACAAGCACAGGGAAAAUUUUGUGAUCGGUUGAAGAAGAAGUGUGAGAAGGUGGUAGAGGGGCGGAAUGCUCUUCGCCAAGCUGUCAAGAUCCUUGAAAAGGGAAUUGAAAAUCUGGAAUCUGAGAAUAAGAAGCUCAAGAAAGAUAUUCAAGAAGAACACGCACAGAGAAAAGUUGAGAUAGAGGGAAAGCUGGAAAUAUCCAAUGCUUUUGCUGCUUUAGAGAAUGAAGUUUCUGCCUUAAAAUCUGAGAAUAAGAAGCUAAAAAAAGAUAUUCUCGAGGAACAAGCCCAGAGAAAAGUUGCGAUGGAGGGAAAGCUGGAAAUAUCCAAUGCUUUUGCUGCUUUAGAGAAUGAAGUUUCUGCCUUAAAAUCUGAGAAUAAGAAGCUCAAACAAGAUAUUCUAGAAGAACAAGCACAGGGAAAAUUUUGUGAUCAGUUGAAGAAGAAGUGUGAGAAGGUGGUAGAGGGGCGGAAUGCUCUUCGCCAAGCUGUCAAGAUCCUUGAAAAGGGAAUUGAAAAUCUGGAAUCUGAGAAUAAGAAGCUCAAGAAAGAUAUUCAAGAAGAACAAGCACAGAGAAAAAUUGAGAUAGAGGGAAAGCUGGAAAUAUCCAAUGCUUUUGCUGCUUUGGAGAAUGAAGUUUCUGCCUUAAAAUCUGAGAGUACGAAGCUCAAAAAAGAUAUUUUAGAAGAACAGGCACAGAGAAAAGUUGCGAUAGAGGAAAAGCUGGAAAUAUCCAAUGCUUUUGCUGCUUUAGAGAAUGAAGUUUCUGCCUUAAAAUCUGAGAUUGCUGCACUGCAGCAGAAAUGUGGUGCUGGUUCUCGUGAAGGAAAUGGGGAUGUGGAAGUUCUGAAAGCCGGUAUAUCUGAUACUGAAAAGGAAGUCAAUACCUUGAAAAAAGAACUUGUGGAGAAAGAAAAGAUAGUAGCUGAUUCCGAGAGGAAGACUGCUGUGGACGAGAGAAAGAAGGCUGCGGCGGAAGCAAGGAAGUUAUUGGAAGCUGCAAAGAAAAUUGCUCCAGAGAAGGCUGUGAUUCCUGAGCCUGCAAAUUGCUGCAGCAAAUGCGAUGAGUUGAAGAAGAAGUGUGAGAAGGUUGCAGUGGGGCGGAAUGCUCUCCGCCAAGCUGUCAAGAUCCUUGAAAAGGGAAUUGAAAAUCUGGAAUCUGAGAAUAAGAAGCUCAAGAAAGAUAUUCAAGAAGAACAAGCACAGAGAAAAUUGAGAUAGAAGGAAAGCUGGAAAUAUCCAAUGCUUUUUCUACUUUAGAGAAUGAAGUUUCUGCCUUAAAAUCUGAGAUUUCUGCACUGCAGCAGAAAUGUGGUGCUGGUGCUCGUGAAGGAAAUGGGGAUGUGGAAGUUCUGAAAGCUGGUAUAUCUGAUACUAAAAAGGAAGUCAAUCGCUUGAAAAAAGAACACGUGGAGGAAGAAAGGAUAGUAGCUGAUUCUGAGAGGAAGACUGCUGUGGACGAGAGAAAGAAUGCUGCGGCGGAAGCAAGGAAGUUAUUGGAAGCUCCGAAGAAAAUAGCUGCUGAGGUAGAGAAGCAGAUUGCGAAAGUCGAACUUCGACAAGUUCACUUGGAGAAACAAGUUAAUGAAAGAAAAAUGAAGCUGGCUUUUGAGCUGUCAAAGACUAAAGAGGCAACCAAAAGGUUUGAAGCUGAAAAGAAGAAGCUGUUAGUGGAGAAAAUAAAUGCUGAGUCGAAGAUUAAGAAAGCUCAGGAGAGGUCUGAGCUUGAUAAAAAGACCGCCGAUAUGGAAAAACAGCAGGCAGAGGAGCAGAAGAAGCUUGCUGAAGACAAAUUACUGCUUUUGGGAGACAGUCUACAGCUUUAAAAGAUACGUGCGGAGUACGCGAGGGAAAAGGUUAAGCGUGAAACGAUGAAGGCUGAGCAUGAAGCACAUUGUCGCCGCAUAUUAGAGCAUGAAUUACACCACUUAAAGCGACUUUACUAAGCUUGCAAAUUUAUUGUGUGGAGAAAUGGACAAUUUACAGGCCAAGAGUGAUAGGGCUCACAAAAAGAGGAAGAAAUUUCAUUGGGGUAAAGCAGAUACUUCUGUGGGUGAAAAGAAGAAACAAAAGAAAUGAAAGCUGGUGUCUGUGAGGAUGCAAAUGACUGCAAGCAUGCAGGGAAUGGCAAUAUCACUCGCAUCGUAUACUCCCAUAUCUCAAGCAUGCAGGGAGAGGAUAUGUGAUGCCUUAAACAAUUUUGGUGAAGUGGGGAAUGGCAAUAUUAUGAAGUUGCUAGACUUAGAAAAUGUUGCUGAUGAGGAAUGCUUUAGAAAAGCAAUAGAUGAACCUUUGUCACCAUUUUUUCCGGAGAUAGAAAUGUUAGGUAUGGAUAAUCUGAUGCUUUUGCAGAGGAAGCACUUCAUGAAGACUUAUUGAGUCCAAGUUAGUUAGAUUUGAUGCCAUUUAUGUUGAUGAGAUAUAUUCAAUUCAGUUUAAUUCGUUAGACUACUACCUGCUUUAGGGGAUCAUUCAUAUGUAGUUUCAGUAUGUUAUAUUGCAUAAU
Messenger RNA from Lotus japonicus, 3551 nucleotides. RefSeq lists its product as uncharacterized. NCBI's taxonomy places the organism in Eukaryota, Viridiplantae, Streptophyta, Magnoliopsida, Fabales, Fabaceae. The record is from RefSeq and is a predicted model, not a curated record. The transcript is spliced from 16 exons. The coding region runs from base 326 to 2266 and encodes 646 amino acids.